CAAAUAUCAAGCCCAUGGGACUUGUCUUAGACUUCCCUAAACUUUUACCCUCCAAUAAUUACAAAAACGCCACUCCUCUCUCUCCCGCCGGAGCUCCUCGGAAUCUGAGAUGGACGCAGGAGGAGGAUUAGUGUCUUCGGCGAAGUCCAUACUGGAGAAGCCUCUGAAGCUCCUCACGGAAGAUGACAUUUCUCAGCUCACCCGCGAGGAUUGCCGCAAGUUCCUCAAGGACAAAGGAAUGCGGAGGCCUUCUUGGAACAAAUCUCAGGCGAUCCAGCAAGUUUUAUCCCUCAAAGCUCUCUUUGAGCCCGGCGACGACUCCGGCGCCGGCAUCCUCCGCAAGAUCCUCGUUUCUCCGAAUCCCACUCGCGUCACAGCAACCUCUGCUGAGCCAGCGAGCGAAGUCGGAGCACGGAUUCCUUUUCAGGAAGAUGACAGAAGAGAUUCUCCAAGAUCGGCUGAGUUCUCCGGCUCCGAGAAAGACAGCUACAACACUAUCUCUCCCAGAAGCCCAGCAGAAACAAGUGCGCUGGUUGGGCAAAUGACGAUAUUCUAUAGUGGGAAAGUGAGUGUGUAUGAUGGUGUACCACCUGAAAAGGCGCGGUCUAUCAUGCACUUUGCAGCCAAUCCGAUUGAUUUGCCUGAAUAUGGUGUUUCUGCUUCUGCUAGAAUGACAUCCAGGCCCAUGAGCAGUAAAGAGAAGAUGGUUGAACCUCCCCACUAUGGCCUUGAAAAGGCAAAUGCUUCUCGUGAUUCUGAUGCGGAGGGCCAGGCUAACAGAAAAGUGUCGUUGCAAAGAUAUCUUGACAAGCGGAAGGAUAGGAGAUUGUUUAAGAACAAAAAGGCACCAGGAGUUGCAUCAUCUAGCUUGGAGAUGUAUCUAAAUCGUAGUCAGCCAGUGACAAACGCAUAUUCACAAAGCCUUAGCGGUGGUGGCACUGGAGGAGAACAGCACGAGUCACCUGAAAAUCAGAGAAGAAGUCCCAAUCUAUCUGUUGAUCUGAACAGUGAUUUAAAUAGCGAAGAUAACUAACAAGAUGGCCAAAAACUGGGGAUGGUAUUAGGGGUCGAACAAGAACAGUUAAAAAGAAGGCAAGGAAUGUUCUCUAGUUCAGAAACAUGGCACAAGAAGGUUGAGCUGGAGGAGUCUUAAUCGAUCAAUUUUCUGUUUUUUUUUUUUUUUUUUGUAUUAAUCUUUUAUUAGGUAUGUAGUGCUGAGUUAGGUUAGUGACGGAAAUGUUCUUUGGUUCAUCAGUUGGAGAGAGUAUGAGAACGGCGGGGAUUUUUCGCUGUUCAAAUUAUGUAAAUGAUGUCUUUUUAUGACA
Molecule: messenger RNA, 1325 nt
Organism: Brassica oleracea var. oleracea
Lineage: Eukaryota; Viridiplantae; Streptophyta; Magnoliopsida; Brassicales; Brassicaceae
Product: protein TIFY 4B-like
Exons: 9
Coding region: 110-1033 (307 amino acids)
Biological process (GO): regulation of jasmonic acid mediated signaling pathway; response to wounding; regulation of defense response
Cellular component (GO): nucleus
Source: RefSeq, a predicted model, not a curated record